Messenger RNA from Scophthalmus maximus (turbot), 2164 nucleotides. RefSeq names its product family with sequence similarity 167 member B (gene fam167b). The transcript is spliced from 2 exons. The record is from RefSeq and is a predicted model, not a curated record. Bases 592 to 1158 code for a protein of 188 amino acids. NCBI's taxonomy places the organism in Eukaryota, Metazoa, Chordata, Actinopteri, Pleuronectiformes, Scophthalmidae.
UUUGGAACCAGGACUUGGGUGGUUUUACUUGUAAUUGAAUAUGUCUAUGACUGUUGACUGUUGUAAUGUUCUAAUGUAAUGUAACGUUACUCAGGAAAAUAGUCUGAAUACUUCUCCCACCACUGGAUUAGAAGUAUAAAGUAUCAUCAAACUCACUCAAAUGAUUGUGUUCAUUACACCACUGAACUUGUGAUCAAAGUAAAAAAAAAAGUGCCCUGUGACAGAUGAGAUGGAAUCAGGGGGAACCUUCAACAUUUACGCACAUUUGCCUCCAAAAUCCAAAAUAAUGUCAUUUGCAUUGACGCAUUUUCCCCCCCAAUAUGUGACACACACACACACACACACAGAGACACGCAGCCUUUGCUGCGAGUUCCAAGAAAUCUGGCUUCCCUCCAUAAAAAGCCUAUAAAGGAUGCGGCCCCUGCGUCCUGCGGGAUGGGCGGUCACACCCAUAUAAAGGCGGCGAGGACCUGUUGCGCCUUCCAGUCGCCCAGCUGAGAGAAGCCCAGAGCGAACUUCCCGCGGAUUCCCAAGGUUGACUGCGGACGCUGCUGCGCCGCGACUCGCUCCCUCUGAAAUCCCACGGAUCCCAUGGAUUUCAAAGAGAUUGGAGACGAGUCCUGCGAGGGACGCGCCGAGGACCUGGACAGCGUCAAGGCGCUCGCGGAGAAGCUGAAGUUGCAGACGCGCAGACCAUCUUAUCUGGAGUGGCAGGAGCGCGUCCGGAGUCGGCCGUGGAAGGAGAGCUCUUCGGCGGACAGCCCGGAGCCCGCGGGGGCGCAAGUCGCCCCCAUGCCCGUAGUUCUGCGAGACGAGAACUCGGAACUGGUCGUGCGCAAUAUCUGUGGCUUUGAUACCAUUGAUGACGCUUUGGAGUUUCUGAGAAAAGAGCUGAGGGAGAUGCAAGUGCAGGACAACCGUCUGGCCCGUCAGCUGAUUGGUCUGCGCGGGGAGAUCCACCGGCUGAAAGUGGAGCAGGUGUGCGACCGGCACAAGGAGAUGCUGGACGACGCCACAUACGAGCUGGAGGAGUGCGGCGAGGAGUCUGACCUGCUGUGCGACAUCCCCAUGAAGGCCGCCUUCGCCCUGUCCACCCCGCUGAAACACCUGGGCCUCACCAAGAUGAACAUCAACUCCAGACGCUUCUCGCUGUGUUAAAAGCAAAACCAACUCUUCAUUGAUGUUGCCGGGAAUCUCCUCCUCCUGCGCCUGUGUAGACACAUUAUUAUUGUUGUUAGGCCUGUUUCCUCCUGUGAAGGCUGUUCUGGUGCCAGAGCGGAGAGAGGCUGCCAGUGCCUGGUGGGUGAAAAUGAGAAGAACACAUUUGAUGUGCACAUGGCUUGAUGUGCAUGAGGAAGCCUGUUUAUGCAGACCUAUAGGGGCACACUCCCUGAAUACAAACACACCUUCCUGUUGGAUGAGUCGCUCCUCUGACUGUUCUUUGCACAAUGCAACAUGAACCAGGGCUGUACUGAAGUGUAAAGGUAGCAACAAAAAAACCCAAAGAGAUUAUACUGUAAUAUGCGUUUAGAUCACUUGUGAUAUUUUUAAAGGGGGUUGACUGAAAUAAAAAAAAGGAUGAAGGUGGCACGUCGGGUCCAAUGCGGUCUUCAGCAAUAGUUUUCACUCCUUAACUUUGUAAUUGAAAACACGUAUUCCUGCUGCUGAUCUGUCCCUAUACCAGAACCCUCAGAGGAAGCGGGAGGCCAGGCUCCAGCAUUUUCUACACCAGAUCUUCACACACACACACACACACCAAAAAUAUCUCCAUCCGCUCACCACCACUGCAGCGACAGGACCCCCAGGAGACCACGCGUGGUGCUUUUUUGUUUUCCAUCGCCAUGUCCAGAUCCUCCAGAGCAAAGAUUGUAAGCCACACAUACGGCUGGGCAGUGACCAAGUGUAGUGAGCUGCUCACUAAGGGCCCAAGUUAAAUGGUUUAUUAUAUAACAAGAAACACAAAUUAAAUAUUUGUAUUUAAUGAUAUUUUAUUUGUCUUGUAGUUGUGUUGAAAUGUAAAACAUAUAUCGACAUUUUUCUCCUUGAUAUUGUUAAAAUGAUUCUACUGUAAUAUGAAUGUAUCCAAUGAAGCACAAUGCCUUACAAUGUAAACUGCUAUUCUUUUUGUACAUAAAACACAAUAUUAAAGACAUUUUACCACGUC